Coccinella septempunctata (seven-spotted ladybird) is the source of this 960-nucleotide messenger RNA. Its product is annotated as craniofacial development protein 2-like. The coding region runs from base 1 to 960 and encodes 319 amino acids. NCBI's taxonomy places the organism in Eukaryota, Metazoa, Arthropoda, Insecta, Coleoptera, Coccinellidae. The transcript has a single exon. The record is from RefSeq and is a predicted model, not a curated record. Gene Ontology annotation, molecular function: catalytic activity.
AUGAAUGAAGUAAUUGCAGAAAUCAAAACCCUCAAAUUAGAUAUUGCGGUCAUUACAGAGACGAAAAAGAAGGGACAAGGAUCGGAAAGCAUGGGAUACUACGACCAUUUCUACAGUGGAGUACCGAAAGAUCGAAGAGCCCAGCAGGGAAUAUCCAUACUGAUAAGAAGAAACCUUAGGAAAUACAUACAAUCUUGGGAAGCCAUCAGUGAAAGAAUAAUCAAAAUGAAUUUAACAAUAUAUGGACACCGAACAACCAUCAUAGAAGUGUAUGGAGUAAAUGAUGACUCUCUGGUGAGCACAAAAGACAAAUUCUUCGAAGAUCUGAAGAACGAGAUUAUGAAGGUAGGAAAAUCAAGAGAAAUUAUCAUCCUUGGAGACCUGAACUCUAGAGUGGGAAAAAAUAGAAACAGCCAAAUAGUGGGUCCAUAUGGAGAAGAUACCAGAAAUGACAACGGAAACCGGUUAAUAACUUUAUGCGAACAGAAUGAUGUAAAAAUAAUGAAUGGCUACUACCAACACCGAGAUAUACACAAAUACACGUGGAUACAACCUACAAGAAAUCUAAAAUCAAUUAUCGAUUAUACAAUUGUGAGGAGGGAAACAAAGUGGAAUAUACAAGAUGUUAGGGUUCACAGAGGAGCCACCUGUGGUAGUGAUCAUCAUCUCCUCAGAACUAUAGUAGUACACAAAUCAAGAAGAGAACACCGUGAAUCAGAGCAUAAACAUCAAAUAGUCCACAAACCAAAAAGAUAUAAUUUAGAUAGCCCAGAUCAUGAAAGUACGAAAGAACUCUACAAGAAACGUCUAAACGAAAAAUUAACAGAAAAAAGAUUUACAAACCCCGAAGAAUAUUAUGAAUAUAUCAAAACAUGUAUCCACUCGGCUGCAUACGAAGCACUAGGCAUGUACGAACCCAUUAAAAAAAGAAAACCAUAUUGGUGGGCCCCAGACAUAUAA